GUAUAUGCUUGUAGCUGAAGCAGGGGCUACAAGGAGUAGAAGCCUUGUCAAGUAUGGAAGAAGUAAAGCUACUAGGAGCCUUGUCAAGUCCAUAUGCUCAUCGAGUCAUAUGGGCACUGAAACUCAAGGGUAUCAAAUAUGAAUAUGUAGAAGAGGAUAUAUACAACAAGAGUGAUAUGCUUUUGAAGUACAACCCUGUCCAUAAGAAGGUUCCUGUGCUUGUUCAUGGUGGGAAACCCAUAGCAGAAUCCGCUGUCAUUCUCGAGUACAUUGAAGAGACUUGGCCACACAACCCUUUGCUUCCAGAUGAUCCUCAUGAGAGAGCUGUGGCUCGGUUCUGGGUAAAGUUUGGAGAGGAUAAGAACAACAACUUGGUUGGCUUCUUUGUAACUACUGGAGAACAACAAGUGAAAGCAACAAAAGAAGUGAAAGAAAUUCUGGGAAUCCUAGAAGAGCAUGGUCUUGGGGAGAAGAAGUUUUUUGGUGGCAAUAACAUAGGAUUGGCUGACUUGGCCUUUGGAUGGAUAGCUUGCUUGCUGGAAACCAUGGAGGAAGCAGCUGGGGUCAAAGUGUUGGAGGCUGAUAGCUUCCCUCGCUUACAGGAAUGGAUCAAAAACUUCAAUGAAAUUCCAGCCAUUAAAGAGAGCCUUCACGAUCGCAAUGAGUUGUUGACACAUUUCAAGAGGCGAAGAGAACACUUUGUCUCCUCAGCAGCAUCAUAAACAUAUUAAACACUACUAGCAUCGGCUUGGUUUGCAAUUCAACAGCUUGUGUGCUCUCUCAUUCUCUGAAUCCAGUUCUCAAGAUAUGUUAUUCUAAAAAUAAGUUUGUGUGUCUGAGUGCUAAAAAACAUGGCUGUGUGACUGGUAAUUUAUUAGAUGUAUAAUGCUACAAGUACAGGUUUGCAAAUAUUGAGUGUUGUUUCCCCUAUAUUUUAAAAUGGUCAAGUUUUGAGACCAUUUUCCAGAUAAAUAGAAGUCACAAAUAAAUUGAUGUUUACUGUUUUUGUGUGUGUGUGUGUUUUGGAAGAAUGAAAUUGUGGGGUGUUUUGGCUAA
This is a messenger RNA of Quercus robur (English oak), 1056 nucleotides long. Its product is annotated as probable glutathione S-transferase. Bases 54 to 722 code for a protein of 222 amino acids. Gene Ontology annotation, molecular function: glutathione transferase activity. The transcript is spliced from 2 exons. NCBI's taxonomy places the organism in Eukaryota, Viridiplantae, Streptophyta, Magnoliopsida, Fagales, Fagaceae. The record is from RefSeq and is a predicted model, not a curated record. Gene Ontology annotation, cellular component: cytoplasm. Gene Ontology annotation, biological process: glutathione metabolic process.